AUGACAAGCCGCUCAUUUAACCAGUCAUUCCUUUCAAUUACUUUAACACAGGGCAGCACAGACUCGUUCCGCAAGGGCAGCAUCGAGACGAACUUUCAUAUAGAGGAAAAACAAGUUGCCGAAGAGCUCAAACCGGGAGAAAGAGCGCGCAUUUUGCGCAAGCUCGAUUGGCAUUUGUUACCGUUCGUGUCGUUAUUAUACAUGUUGUCAUUCUUAGACCGGGCCAAUGUCGGAAACGCGAAAGUCGCUGGCAUGUCUCAAGACCUGCAUUUGAUCGGCUUCAGGUACAACAUUGCUGCAGCCGUCUUUUUUAUACUGUAUAGCUUUGCCGAGGUCCCCUCGAACAUCGCCCUGAAGCUAUUCAGACCAUCGCGCUGGAUACCGACUAUCAUGAUUGCGUGGGGUCUCGUGAUGACCCUUAUGUGUCUCGUCGAUUCAUUUCGAUCUCUUGUCGUAGCUCGACUGUUCCUAGGCUUGACAGAAGCAGGUUUGUUCCCUGGAGUGACCUACUACAUCUCUCUCUGGUAUCCACGAUCUGAACAGUCCAAACGCAUUGCCAUAUUCUUUUCUGCAGCGACAGUCGCAGGCGCUUUUGGAGGACUCCUAGCGUAUGGUAUCGAGCAUAUGGAGGGCAUCGGAGGAUUGCAUGGUUGGCAAUGGAUUGUAUGUUUCCAUGUUUCCACCCUUCUCGUAGCGUGUCUCUCGUUUUUCUUGAUGCAUGACUAUCCCGAAACGGCCAAGUUUCUGACCGAGACAGAGAGAGCAUACGUGAUAGACAUGCUCAAACAGGAUGCUAAUAAUCUCGCCACCCACUACCACAUUCGUUUUGUCUUGCAGGCCAUGAAAGAUUACAAGACUUACAUUCAAGUUCUUAUCUACAUGGGACUGCUCGUCCCUGUUUAUGCCAUCGCCCUUUUUACGCCAACUAUCAUAAACGAGCUCGGCUAUUCUGCUGCCCAUGCUCAGUUGCUCUCAGCCCCACCAUUUCUCGCAGGAUGUAUUACCACAAUCUCAGUUGGAGUCUUGUCCGACAAGUAUCAAGUUCGUGGCCCAUUUAUCAUCGGUGGCGCCGUCGUGUCUAUUGUAGGAUAUAUCUUGCUUUAUUGUGAUGGACCAGCGGGCAUGUCGUAUGCUGGGGUUUGUCUAGCUGCUAUCGGUGUCUAUCCGACCAUCGCAGUCGACCUUGCUUGGGCAGGCUCGAAUGCAGGAGGCGACCUGAAGCGUGGAGUUGUGAUAGCGAUGGUCAUUGGCCUUGGAAAUCUGGGAGGCAUUUGCUCCUCAUUCAUUUACAUUGAUCCGCCGAAUUUCCACAUUGGGCACGGCACUAUGAUGGGAUUCCUCUUUCUCUCAAUUUUGCUGAGCCUGUUCGCUAUGUGGGACUAUGGCCGGCUUAAUAAAAAGAAGAAAGCGCAAUGUCAAGCGCAAGGUCUUACUGAUAGCAGAAGGGAUGAAUUCAAGGACAUGGGCGAUGCCAGUCCGUUGUUUAGGUGA
Molecule: messenger RNA, 1491 nt
Organism: Suillus subalutaceus
Lineage: Eukaryota; Fungi; Basidiomycota; Agaricomycetes; Boletales; Suillaceae
Product: MFS general substrate transporter
Exons: 15
Coding region: 1-1491 (496 amino acids)
Biological process (GO): transmembrane transport
Cellular component (GO): membrane
Molecular function (GO): transmembrane transporter activity
Source: RefSeq, a predicted model, not a curated record